Lates calcarifer (barramundi perch) is the source of this 4399-nucleotide messenger RNA. RefSeq names its product carboxyl-terminal PDZ ligand of neuronal nitric oxide synthase protein. The record is from RefSeq and is a predicted model, not a curated record. Gene Ontology annotation, molecular function: nitric-oxide synthase binding. The coding region runs from base 462 to 2363 and encodes 633 amino acids. The transcript has 11 exons. Lineage: Eukaryota; Metazoa; Chordata; Actinopteri; Centropomidae.
AGAGAGAGGCGGGUGCAGCGUUGCCACCAACAGGACUGGAUUAAAAAAAAAAAACCCCACAGCGAGCAAAGCAGGCAAAGCAGCAUCACCUGCGGAGAGAAACCGCCGCUUCUUUACGCUGGAUUUCCCCCGGGGCUUUGGAAAACAGACGUCCUCCACGUUGCUGCGGUUUUACGAGACGCCUGUUUGAGAACAUAUCUGAGAACAAUUAUUGUCACCACUGGGAGAGGGGAGGAAGGGAAGGGAGGGGAGGUGGGGGCGCCUAAAUCUGUCCCCCCUUGAGGACAGGACCUUUGAAGCUCAAAGCAACAACAAUGGACUGCAUUUCCACAGGGAGCUCACUCCUGGAGCCGCGCGGAACACACACAUGGGAUCGUAGCGUUUCUAACACAGUCGACGUUUCCCUGUUUACUUGUUGAGCGGUGUUUUCCUUGUGUCGGGAUCUUUAGUUGGAGCCCGCGAUGCCCGCGAGGAACAGGUACAACCUGGUGGACGAUGUGGCGGACUCGAGGGUGCCGCUGCACAACGAGGAGGCUUAUCAACACGGGAUUUACUUCCAAGCCAAGUACGUGGGGAGUCUCGACGUGCCCAGGCCCAACAGUCGGAUGGAGAUCGUGGCAGCCAUGAGGAGAAUCAGGUAUGAAUUCAAGGCGAAGAACAUCAAGAAAAAGAAGGUCAGCAUUGUGGUGUCUGUGGACGGAGUCAAGGUGAUGCUGAGGAAGAAACAGAAGAGGAAAGAAUGGACGUGGGAUGAGAACAAGAUGCUAAUCAUGCAUGAUCCCAUAUACAGGAUUUUCUACGUGUCUCAUGACUCCCAGGACCUAAAGAUCUUCAGCUACAUUGCAAGAGAUGGCUCCAGUAACUCCUUCAGAUGUAAUGUCUUUAAAUCAAAGAAGAAGACGCAGGCCAUGCGUAUUGUGCGGACAGUCGGUCAGGCCUUUGAGGUGUGCCAUAAGCUCAGUCUUCAGCAUGCUGAGCAGGAUGCAGACGGACAGGCAGAUGGAGAGAGUGAUAAGUCCACAGAGGAGUCCAGCAGUAAUGGACGUAAACUGACAGCAGCAGAGCGAGGGGAGGAAGAGGAGGACGGCAAACAUGGAGGAAGACGAGGAGAAGAUCCCUUAGCUGGCACUUCACUGUGUGAAAAGGCAGUCAGUGAAAUUCUGCAGAGUCUGGCUGAACUGAAUGUGGUCAAACCAGGACAGACCAUCAUACAGCUUCUUCAGCAGCAGCUACAGCAGCAGCAGCAGCACACACAGGUGGCCGUGGCGCAGGUGCAGUUGUUAAAGGAUCAGAUGGCAGCAGAGACCGCUGCCCGUAUGGAGGCUCAGGCCCGCGUCCACCAGCUGCUGCUGCAGAACAGGGACUUGCUACAGCACCUGGCCCUGCUUGUGCAGCAGCUGAAAGAGCUGGAGGCUCGCGCUCCAAAAACAACACAACCAGGGCAGCCACAGCAGGAGCCUCAAGCUAACGGACACAACGAUCAACAAUCAUCUGUUUCUACAUUAGCAAAGUCUCUGUCUCUAAAUCUGAAGAAUCACUACAGCCAGACCAUGGACCAGCUCAUCACCUCCACGCCCGCGUGGCUGCUCCAGACUUCCCCACUCUCCCCCAGCCAGGUGGACUGUGCUGAGUCCUACCUCAACCUGCUCAACCUGGAGAACAGCAGCAAAGCGGCUGUGCCAGUCAACGGGGACUUGGACCCAUUCAUCAGGGCUGAUGGGACAGCGGACAGCAAGGGGAGGCCCUCCAAUGAGAUUGUCCCGUUUUCAUCGACAAACUCAGCCCACAUGGAUGAAAAGUGUAAACAGACAAUCCCUAAACUUGACCCUCCUCCACCCUCCCUGAACCGCAAGCGGGCCAGCAGGACCUUGUCUCCGGGGUCAGAAGUCACAGCUGUGCCUACGCCAGGAGAGGUCACCGCUAAUGAUGUGACCGCCAGCCGCAGCAGCAGCCUGUCAUUCCCAGACAUCACCCCCAGCUCCCUGUCGUCCGCUGACUUCCAUUCCCUCAGCAACGGCGAGAGCAGCUCCUGUUCAGCCAGCGAGGACUCCGGGGUCCGCUCCGAGACCAAGUCCCUGCUGUCACCCCUGCGUGACGACGACGACCUGUUCGGGGACCGUGGGACCUUUUUAACGGCCUCCAGCGGCUGCGACAGUCCCGUGGAGGAGAGGAGCGAAGCAGUUCUAUCUCCGUCUGAGCCGUACCCCACCGAGCCCCCCGCCCUCGCCUCACACUCGGACACCUAUGAGCACCCACUGCCCUUCUCCUCUCCUGUGGAUGAUACCUGCCUUCACAUCAGUUUUUCUGAGGAUGAACUGCUGGAGAGCAGCCAGGAAGACCCUAAUGUCCCACAGAGGAGUUAGGAAGACAGGCUGAUAUUCCGCUGGAGACCUUUCACUAUGUUCUUCAAUCAGCUUUUAAUGCAAUACUUACUGUCAAACCCUCCUAUGUUUGCACUGGGCUCCAUUUCAGGACCUUUAAUUAUUCUGUCCACUCGUGACACAGUACAGACAUAGCAUUGCCAGUUACUGAAAAAUAAUCUAUUGUAUAAAUUAUUAGCCAAUGGACAGAUUUAGUAUUUUUGUAAUGAAAUUAAUGAUCUAAUUUACUUUUUAGUGACUAGAAUGUUAAGCAGAAUACAUGUAGCAAUUCUUGCACUGUUAAAGUCACACAUCAUUUACCGUAAGCCAAUGAGGGAACACAUUUUAUUUUUGCUAGUAGUCUACAUUAAAACGUUAUUUUGUAUGACGCUUCGCUGUGGUGCAAACUGUUGUGGAAAUACCAUUUUCUGCAGAGUUCUAUACAGUGCGAUGAUCACGCAAAUGUGGAUGUUGGGAAGAGCCUCGCCUUCUGAAAAGCACCUGAGUGGAUGAUGGGUAGGGAAGAAAAGAACAAGAAAGUCAGUAAAGGGAAAGGGCAGGAUAGAGGUGAGCAGAUCUAGUUGUGUUUUUGGUUUAUGCACAUCCACUUGUGGCUGUGUUGUAGGUUUUUGUUUUAUCAGAGUUGAGUGGGAAAUAGAAUGUUUUGUGCUACUUGUAUUUUGGGUUUUUUCAGACUUGUAGGUCUGACAUUAGCAGAAUAGCCAAAGGAGAUUUGUAUUCUGUGUGUGAUUCUGUGUGUAGCAUGAUUGCAGCCCUUCAAAACUAAAAGGAUAUCCGCAAUGAAAAUUAUUUUAGUUUUGAGAGACAACACAGGAAGAAUGCAAACCCUCAGUGAGCUAACGGCCUUGAAAGCCCUGGAUUGCAGCUGUAUGAGUGGGGAGUCUGUUAUAAAAUGAACCCUCAGACUCAAUGGGAAGAUAAUUGGGGAAUCACAGAGGACCUUGGAGAAAGACAGCUUGGCAGAUGAAUUUUUUCUUUUCAGCCUCUCUCUUUGUGAAAUCCUGAAUGACCAGAAAAUCUGUUUCAUUUAGAGCUCUCAGGACAAAUUAAGCUGACACUGUUGCCACACAUGCAAUAUAGAUUGUCCUAUUGUGCUUGUAGUUUAAUCUAAAUGUUGGGAACAUUGAUUUAAACUUCAGUUGUGUUAAUCAGUAUGAAGCUGCAAUGAUUGGUCAAUGAAUCAAUCAGUAGAUUACCAGAAAAUUAAGCAAUCAUUUAAUGCAGCUGUUUUGAUCAUCAGUCAACUGUCCUUUUUAAGCAAAAAAUACCAAACACUAACAGGUUCUACUUUCUCCAAUAUGACGAUUUACUGUUUUAAAAGUUUACAUUUUGUGUUCCAAAUGUUCCAAACCAUCAGCCAUCAAGAAAAUAACUGUCAGAUUAAUCGAUAAAGAAGACUGUUGUUAGCUGUAGCCUUAUAUCAAUAAGAUAAUUAUGCAAACACAACAUAUCAUUAAACAACUGCCAUUGUUCUUAAGUGAUGAAGACAUACGAAAAUGAGAUGAAUGGAGCUGAGGCGAUUAAUUGAUUAAGUUAACCAACAGAAAGAUAUCUAUUGAUUUAAGUCAUUUCAUCUCAAAUGAGAAUAUUUGACAGAUAUUUGAUGCUUUGAUGAUGAUGUUUAAAUUGAUGGAGAAAAUUAUCAAGACAACAACCAGCACAUGAACUGAAGAAUUAUUUGUUGUAGCCCUACAGCUGUUUUUUUUUUUUUUCUAAUUAUUUUACAUGAAAGUGGAAAGGUUCUGUUGUGUUUUUAGUGGUGUUUCAUUCAGUUAAGUGCACUAUUGUAACCGAUGACAGGUAGGAGACAGGUAGGAGUGAUAAUUAAUGGAUGCGAGAGGAAAAGCAGCUGAGUUGUGAGAAGAGGGGUGUUGUAAAGGUGCAGGUGUAAAAUCGUCUCGGGGAAAUCUUUUUACACCCAGAAACGAGGCUUUUCUCAACAUCACGUGUGGCGGGGCGCUAUAACAGCAAUAACACAUGGAAGAAAAAAAAUAAAGCGGAAUAGUUGAAGAACUUCA